UGUGUAACUAAAGUGUGAGCGAGCGGGUGCAUUGGCGAGGCUACCGUAGCGAGGCGAAUGGGCGAGGGACGGUCCCGUUGGUCAUGUGCAUGUUGUCAUCCGUAUUUAAAUAACGUCGGCACGCAUAUGAAAGUGUAUGUAUGUGAUGCGUAACACAACGCAGUAGCAUCAUUAGCAUUUCGCGCUGGUGUGCGGCGGCGACGUGCUCGUGGCACAAAAUUCCCGCAGGUAUAAGUGGCGAUCAGUCGAAGCGAAACCGGAGCUUGUAGUGAAAUUUGACGAGGCGCAGACAAUGGUGCUCCCGAACAACGACUUGCCGGAGCCGGACAACUCCGGUGACGACGGUGGACUGACCGUGCCCGCUUACCACAUGAACCAGCAGGGCUCGUCCGAUUCGGACUCGGAAUUUGGCGACGGAGACAGCGUCGAUGGAGGCGGCUACCAGCUCCUCCCUCAAGACCCAGACCAGGCGAGCGACACGGAGGAACUCGAGGAAGAACACGAGAGUACUCCAGGGUUUAUGGCACUACCCGAGGCCCCCAGUGAGUGGCGACCCACAGAGGAGAUGCUGCGGCCUGCCGAGCCCCGGCCUGUAGAGCCUUUAGGCCAAGCACAAAUUCAAGCGAUCCAGGCAGCUAUGGCAGGGUUCGAACUGCCCAGCUCGCACGUGCCUCCCUGGGCCAAGGAUGUGCCCGAAGAAGAGUGGAAGCAGUGCCUCUACCGCAAGCUCAAAGGCCUGGCAGUGCAGCAGUCGUGACUUGACAGCGUAAAAUCAGAACUUUGUCACUAGUCUUAAGGAAUAAACAUAUUGCUCUUUAUAAUCCAAGCCCCCGUGAUGCCGCCAA
Molecule: messenger RNA, 845 nt
Organism: Dermacentor silvarum
Lineage: Eukaryota; Metazoa; Arthropoda; Arachnida; Ixodida; Ixodidae
Product: male-enhanced antigen 1
Exons: 4
Coding region: 293-757 (154 amino acids)
Biological process (GO): spermatogenesis
Source: RefSeq, a predicted model, not a curated record